AUGAUUGUUUGGGUUCAAUUGCCGGCCCUAAAAGUCCAUUUCUAUCACAAGGAGGUCUUGAUCACCCUCAGCAACUUGAUCGGUCACACGAUUAAGUUGGACUUUCAUACUUUAAACCGACAACGUGCUAAGUUUGCCCGAUUGGCGGUAGAAGUUGAUCUGGGAAAACAUCUUGUUCCGAGAAUAUGGCUAGAUGAAGAAUGGCAGAAGGUGGAAUAUGAAAACCUUCCAACGGUGUGCUUUGAAUGCGGAAAAAUUGGGCAUAUGUCGACAGAGUGUCCACAAUUGCUUCCUCCGGUCGCUCCCGCGAUCGGUUGGGCGUCAGGUGGGGCGGCGACAGCUAGCACGCCGGCGAAGGAACCAGAGGAGCACCUAGGUUUCGGACCAUGGAUGCUGGUCAGCCGGAAAAGUAGGCGUGAUCCUCGUGUGGGUACUGGUAAGGGAAAGUCGAAUCUGGGAAAUGGCGGGGUGAUUCCUACACCUAUGAUCAAAAAAGGAAAGGAAGGUGCGAUAUCAAAGGAGACCGACCAUCAUGCCAAUAGCAGCAAGUCUUCCCAUAUUUCGAAGCCCCAAGAAGGGAAAGGAGGCAACGGGAAGAAAAGUGGGGAAGAGGUGAGGAAAGGUAAAGAGAAGGCGGUUUUUAUUCCCGCCAGGACAGACAAGGGCCUCCUUGGGCCAGGGCCAAAUAAUCAAAACAUGGCGGGCCUUGGUGUUAAGCCCACGAAAGCCUCCAAUAUAGCCUCCUCGUCAACCAACCCCAUUAGCCCCCAAGGACCCUCUAAGUCUGGGCCAUUAAAGAGUGGGGAGACUGCUAGAUCCUCAGCCCCAAAGCCAGCCUCGGCCACCAGCUCAAUUCCCCAGCCCAUCCAUGUGAUUAGCGGCCCAAAUAGGACCACAAUGCAUAUUAUGGAAGUUCAAUCGCCUGAGUAG
Molecule: messenger RNA, 930 nt
Organism: Linum tenue
Lineage: Eukaryota; Viridiplantae; Streptophyta; Magnoliopsida; Malpighiales; Linaceae
Source: the annotation of a GenBank genome assembly